Messenger RNA from Ricinus communis (castor bean), 1690 nucleotides. Its product is annotated as serine/threonine-protein phosphatase PP1. Gene Ontology annotation, cellular component: cytoplasm; nucleus. The coding region runs from base 353 to 1315 and encodes 320 amino acids. Gene Ontology annotation, molecular function: protein serine/threonine phosphatase activity. The record is from RefSeq and is a predicted model, not a curated record. The transcript is spliced from 4 exons. NCBI's taxonomy places the organism in Eukaryota, Viridiplantae, Streptophyta, Magnoliopsida, Malpighiales, Euphorbiaceae.
CUUCUAAUUCUAUAUUGGGUCCCCCACUUGCCGCUCUAAUAAACACCGUCUGUCAACACCGAGCGGGAAAUGGCCGCCACGCACUUUACCCAUUGACCAAACAUACCACUUACUAACCUACAAAACACGCACAAUAAAAAAAAAAUAAAAAACCCCUCCACUCUCUCGCCGGAAACUCUCUCCCACGUUACUUUUAGAGCUACCCCUAUUCUCCCCCUAUCAUUUAUUUUCCAGCUAAAGGUAUCGGAUCUCCCUCGCAUCACUCUCGCUUAUCGGAAAGAAGUUUCUAGAGUUUAGGGAGAGUGUGUUUGUGGUAUUGUUGUUAGGGUUUUGUUUCUUUGUGUGUUUUUUUAUGGACGAGACGUUACUUGACGAUAUUAUACGGCGGUUAGUGGAGGCGAAGAAUGGAAGGACAACGAAGCAGGUGCAGUUGACGGAGGCAGAAAUACGGCAUCUUUGUUUAGCGUCAAAGGAGAUUUUUCUUAGUCAACCUAAUCUUCUUGAACUUGAAGCUCCUAUUAAGAUUUGUGGAGAUGUUCAUGGUCAGUUUUCAGAUCUCCUACGAUUGUUCGAAUAUGGUGGGUACCCACCUGCAGCAAACUAUUUAUUCCUAGGGGACUAUGUUGAUCGUGGCAAGCAGAGCAUAGAGACAAUUUGCCUCCUGCUUGCAUACAAGGUCAAAUACAAGGAGAACUUCUUCCUCCUGAGGGGAAACCAUGAAUGUGCUUCCAUCAACCGUAUAUAUGGUUUUUAUGACGAGUGCAAGAGAAGGUUUAAUGUUCGCAUCUGGAAGACAUUCACUGAUUGCUUUAAUUGCCUGCCCGUUGCUGCUCUUAUAGACGAAAAGAUCCUUUGCAUGCAUGGUGGGUUAUCCCCUGAUCUGAAAAACUUGGAUCAGAUCAGGAAUAUAGCUCGUCCUGUUGAUGUGCCAGACCAAGGCCUUCUAUGUGAUUUAUUGUGGGCUGAUCCCGAUAAAGAUAUCCAAGGUUGGGGAGAGAAUGAUAGGGGGGUGUCAUAUACAUUUGGGGCUGACAAGGUUGCUGAAUUCCUUCAGAAACAUGACCUUGAUCUUGUGUGUCGGGCUCAUCAGGUUGUUGAGGAUGGUUACGAGUUUUUUGCAAAGCGGCAGCUGGUCACAAUAUUCUCUGCACCAAAUUACUGUGGUGAGUUUGAUAAUGCUGGUGCCAUGAUGAGCGUGGAUGAUACUUUAACAUGUUCUUUUCAAAUUCUUAAAUCGUCUGAGAAAAAAGGAAAAAUGGGAUUUGGCAACAAUGCAUUGAGACCUGGAACUCCGCCCCAUAAGGGGAAGGGUUGAUUGAUUUGCAUGAGUAUUGAGGAUUUGAAGUGGCUUCAGAAUUGGAGUUUGAUCUGUUAUCUCGCAUAAGCUUUAUACCAUAGAAUCCACUUUCGGCUGCCUGGCAAGGCCCACAUAACCUAGUGAUACGGCCUCCUUUGGCACACAGGUGAAAGGUGAAGACAUAAUGUUACUGAACACUGUUGAAGGAGUGGAGGCACCUGCUGCCAAUGAAAUGGGUGGUUAUGUUUUUAAUUAUGUAAACUGGAGCUUCUGACUUUAUGUUAAACUGCAAUUGGUGUAGGUGCACAAUUUCUCGACUCAUGGCAAUACUUCUCUUGCUUGCAAUUGGCGCAAACUCUUUAAAUAUUGAAGGUGGUGCCUUUUUAGCUAUCA